AUGGCGCCGAGCUCCCCGUCGUCUGCCGCGCCCGCGCGCGUCUCCGCACGGAAGCGCGCUGCCAAGGCCGAGGAGAUCCACCAGAGCCAGGAGGAGGAGGAGGCCGCGGCGGCGUCCUCCGUCAAGCGCCGUCGCAAGGCGGCGGCUUCUUCCGAGAAGAAGCCGAAGCAGGGCAGACCGCCCAAGGCGGGGAGGAAGAAGAAGGGGGAGGCCGAGAGGGAGGAGCCCGUGGAGGACGACGUCUGCGCGGACGAGCCCGACGAGGAGGAGUUGGCUAUAGGCGAGGAGGAGGCCGAGGCCGAGGCGGAGGAGCAGGCCAUGCAGGCCAUGCAGGAUGAAGCAGCUGCGGCCGCUGCAGGGUCGCCUGGGAAGAAGAGGGUGGGGAGAAGGACCGCCGCCGCCGUCGGCGACCACGAGCCAGAGUUCGUCGGCGAACCCGUCCCCGCGGCCGAGGCGCGCAGCAGCUGGCCCAAGCGCUACGAGCGCAGCACGGCCGCCAAGAGGCCGGAUGAGGAAGAGGAGGUCAAGGCCAGGCGUCACUACCGCAGCGCCAAGGUCGACAACGUCGUCUACAGCCUCGGUGAUGACGUCUACGUCAAGGCUGGAGAAAACGAGGUUGACUACAUUGGUCGCAUUACUGAAUUUUUUGAGGGGAUUGACCAAUGUCACUAUUUUACCUGUCGUUGGUUCUUUCGAGCAGAGGACACGGUUAUCAAUUCCUUGGUGUCGAUAAAUGUUGAUGGACACAAGCAUGAUCCUAGACGUGUUUUUCUUUCCAAGGAAAAGAAUGAUAAUGCGCUUGAUUGCAUAAUCUCGAAGAUCAAGAUAGUCUAUGUUAAUCCAAAUCGAUGGGCUGUUGACCUUAACAGUUUUGCAUGCCAAAGUUUAAAGUACAAUCAUCCACAAACUGAGGUGCGGAAUGAAAAAGCCGAUGAUUUUCUUGCUCUGAUUAAGGAAUGGUCAGUCCUGUGUGACAAAUAUGUCCAUCAAGACGUGGGUUCAGAUUUAGCUGGCUCGGAAAAUGAAGAGGACGGAAGCAGCCCACUUGACAAGGAUGAAUUUGUUGUAGAGAAGCUUAUUGGGAUAUGUUAUGGUGGCAGUGGCAGGGAUAAUGGCCUCUAUUUUAAGGUCCAUUGGGAGGGAUAUGGUCCUGAAGAGGACACAUGGGAGCCCAUUGAUAAUCUGAGUGACUGUCCACUGAAAAUUAGAGAUUUUGUACAAGUAGGGUACAGGAGAAAAAUUCUGCCACUGCCUGGUGAUGUUGAUGUCAUUUGUGGAGGACCACCAUGUCAAGGGAUUAGUGGAUUUAAUCGGUUCAGAAACCGCAAUGAGCCACUUAAAGAUGAAAAAAACAAGCAAAUGGUGACUUUCAUGGAUAUUGUGGCAUACUUGAAGCCCAAGUAUGUUCUCAUGGAAAACGUUGUGGAUAUACUCAAGUUUGCUGAUGGCUACCUGGGAAGAUAUGCUUUGAGCUGCCUAGUUGCGAUGAACUAUCAAGCACGCCUUGGAAUGAUGGUGGCAGGCUGUUAUGGCCUGCCACAGUUUCGGAUGCGUGUGUUCCUCUGGGGUGCUCUUUCUUCUAUGGUGCUCCCGAAGUAUCCUCUGCCUACAUAUGAUGUUGUAGUACGUGGAGGAGCCCCUAAUGCUUUUUUGCAAUGUAUUGUUGCAUAUGAUGAGACACAAAAACCAUCCCUGAAGAAAGCUUUGCUUCUUGGUGAUGCAAUUUCAGAUCUACCAGAGGUAGAGAACCAUCAGCCUAAUGAUGUAAUGGAGUAUGGUGGUUCCCCCAAGACAGAGUUCCAGCGCUACAUUCGACUUGGUCGUAAAGACAUGUUGGACUGGUCUUUCGGUGGGGAGGCUGGUCCAGAUGAAGGUAAACUCUUGGAUCAUCAGCCCUUACGGCUAAACAAUGAUGAUUACGAGCGGGUGCAGCAGAUUCCUGUCAAGAAGGGAGCCAACUUCCGUGACCUAAAGGGUGUCAAAGUUGGAGCAAAUAAUGUUGUUGAGUGGGAUCCAGAAAUCAAGCGUGUGUACCUGUCGUCUGGGAAACCAUUGGUUCCUGACUAUGCGAUGUCAUUCAUCAAGGGCAAAUCACCAAAGCCAUUUGGGCGCCUGUGGUGGGAUGAGACAGUUCCUACAGUUGUGACCAGAGCAGAGCCUCACAACCAGAUUAUAUUGCAUCCGACUCAAGCAAGAGUCCUGACUGUCCGUGAGAAUGCAAGAUUGCAGGGCUUCCCUGAUUACUACCGAUUGUUUGGUCCGAUCAAGGAGAAGUACAUUCAAGUUGGUAACGCAGUGGCGGUACCUGUUGCCCGUGCACUGGGCUAUUGUCUGGGGCAAGCCUACCUGGGUGAAUCAGAGGGUAGCCACGUGCUGUACGAGCUGCCUCCAAGUUUCACCCGAACUGUGGCGCAGGCAGGGGCUUCUUCUGUUGCCACUCCUGCAGGGGAGGUGGUUGAGCAGUAA
Molecule: messenger RNA, 2466 nt
Organism: Miscanthus lutarioriparius
Lineage: Eukaryota; Viridiplantae; Streptophyta; Magnoliopsida; Poales; Poaceae
Source: the annotation of a GenBank genome assembly